Molecule: messenger RNA, 3888 nt
Organism: Betta splendens (Siamese fighting fish)
Lineage: Eukaryota; Metazoa; Chordata; Actinopteri; Anabantiformes; Osphronemidae
Gene: abhd13
Product: abhydrolase domain containing 13
Exons: 2
Coding region: 982-2037 (351 amino acids)
Cellular component (GO): membrane
Molecular function (GO): palmitoyl-(protein) hydrolase activity
Source: RefSeq, a predicted model, not a curated record
CGGAAUCUUUUUCCUGUUCUCAGCGGAGCACGGAACAUGUGACAGUUACACCAGUAAUGCUAACCAGCUGUUUAGCUGUCUUUGCCGGUUGUAUCAGUCACUCGCGUACAGUUUUUCACCAUUCCGCUGUAUUUAGUUAACUGCUACAAAUCUGCGUGACAGUGACUGUGUUGUUUAUGCGUCAGGAUUUAAUGCAGCGGAGGGGCUAAAAUGAGAGAAGGGUGAGUGUGUCUGUUCUGCUAGACAUAGCUAACCAAGGUUGCUAGUGAUAGCAAGCUAACGUGAGCCUAAGAGAAAGACGAGGAAAUAGCUUUGACCAAGCUAACACCUCGUUGCUAGCAGAUAUUAAGUUGGGACAGGUUUAAUUUUGAUUGAUUGUGUGGUUGAACGCGUCAGACUCUGUGUAGUGCAUUCGCCUCCCCGUCCCAUCAGCCCCAAAUAGAUGUAUUUGUUAAGCUACAGGCGUUAACGUUAAGUUAAUUAGCCUUGGGGUUAGCUAAGCUAGCUAACGCUAACUGUCAACGUAGGGCUCACAUUUUUGCUCUUUAGGCUGGAAGCUGAAAUUUGCUCCAUGUGAAUCGGAUUAAACAUCUCGUAAUUGUGUUCUAUGUGUCAAGUUUCGAGUUUUUUCUUGGCAUCAGAAUGGAUCUAAUGGAUCACCAAUCGUAGUGCUCCACCCAGGUCCUGAGCAUUUACUGGGUAGCUGCAUCUGUUUCUACUGAGCCAACAUCUACGCUUAUCAUCUAAAUUGGGGUUGAUGAUUACUUCGUUGAUCGUCAUAUAAGUAUUUUUUGUAACACUGUUACACUGUGCAGCAAGCAUAUAUGGUAAACAUGCACCGAUCUCCAGGAGCAAACGCCUUCUGCUCCUGUGUGGCAAGUGGACUGACUGCAGUAGUGGAAGUCACGUCUUCAGUUGUGUGUUAAGCUGAACAAAGAAUGGUAGAGUGUGUGUGUUGUGUGACUCAGCCAGUGUCUUGCCAUGGAGAAGCCCUGGAGGCUGUGGGGGGCAAUGGAACGUUGUACCCUGACUCUGAUUUCCUGGUCCUGGGGUGCCUGUCGAGUCUCCCUUUUGGCCCUCAUCCUCACCUUCCACCUGUAUGGAGGAUUUUUUCUACUUGCGCUCAUCCUAGCUUCAGUGGCUGGCAUCCUCUACAAGUUUCAGGAUGUGCUCCUCUACUUCCCUGACCAGCCUUCCUCCUCCCGCCUUUAUGUCCCCAUGCCAACAGGAAUCCCACAUGAGAAUGUGUACAUCCGCACCAAAGAUGGCGUGAAGCUCAACCUCAUCUUGCUUCGCUACACAGGAGGGGAUUCCACUUCUGGAGUUGCUUCUGGUAAUCAAAGCAGCCCCACAUCCUCCGCUCCUCCAACCAUCCUGUAUUUCCAUGGUAAUGCGGGUAAUAUUGGCCACCGAGUGCCAAAUGCCCUGUUGAUGCUGGUCAAUCUGAAAGCAAACAUAGUGCUGGUGGACUACCGUGGCUAUGGGAAGAGUGAGGGUGAGCCCAGUGAGGAUGGGCUUUACCUGGAUGCUGAGGCCACACUGGAUUAUGUAAUGACCCGACCUGAUCUGGAUAAGACAAAAGUGGUACUCUUUGGCCGUUCACUGGGAGGCGCUGUGGCUGUGCGCUUGGCGUCAGUCAACCCUCAUCGUGUAGCGGCCAUCAUUGUUGAAAACACCUUCCUCAGCAUCCCUCACAUGGCAGCAACACUCUUUACCUUCAUGCCCAUGCGCUUGCUGCCCUUGUGGUGCUAUAGGAAUCAGUUCCUGUCCUAUCGACAGGUGACACUGUGCCGCAUGCCUUCACUGUUUGUGUCUGGUUUGUCAGACCAGCUCAUUCCACCAGUUAUGAUGAAGCAACUGUACGAGCUGUCUCCAUCACGGACUAAACGUCUGGCCAUCUUUCCUGAGGGAACGCACAAUGAUACUUGGCAGUGUCAGGGCUACUUUGCUGCUUUGGAGCAGUUCAUGAAAGAACUGCUGAAGAACCAGGCUCACGAGGAGAGUGCUCAGUCCUCAGCUAGUGUCACAAUUAUCUGACAAAAAGGACCAAUAGGUGGAUGGGAUGGAAGUGGAGGACGUCAAAAAAGUUGGAUGGAGCUACUUUGUUGAUUUAUGAAAGAAUGUACAUUUUUAAUGCUUUUGUGUGGGUUUUUUAUUUUAUUUCACUUUGUGCAAAUUAAACAUUUCUUAAAAUGUGAUUAUUUGGGGGGUUUGGACAGGGAGCAAUGCCCUGGUGGGAUCUUUUGUGUUACAGCUAUGAAUGCAUGUAUUUAUGAAUGAAAACAGAACAUCCAUGCCCACACCACGAGGCAUGUCAUAACCACAGAGGAACGAUCUUUUAACAGUUCUGCUUUUCUAAGGAUUGUUGUGUUAAAAACACAUUACUGCUGGAAUUAAAAUGACAUUUCUUCUGAUAUACAAAAUGAGACACUGAGCCUGUGUACAUAUUUGUUAAUACAUUGCACUUUUUUGUUCUUUAAUGCUGAGCAAUACUUUCAGGAGCAUAACAAUGAUUUCAGUCCCCCUUGGCCAGUGAUCUUUAUUAUUGAGGAACUAUAACAGCUUAAUAAAUAUCCACUCUUUAUGUUUGGGUCAUUGGCAUUAAAACGUAAAAACAGUGACUGGUUAGUCACAAAGUGAUAGCUGAGUUGCUAAGAUAAGAGGACGUGGUUAAUACAUCUGCCCAUCAUAACAAAAACAUUCUUCAGCUCUUAUUUCCUGUUGUGGUAAUUCUGUUUGGUGAGAUUGGGACAAAGCUCUUCCUGUUAAUGAAUUAACUAGCACACAGAAUAGGGUUUGAGCACCUUUGAAUUCUGUAGGUUGGUAAUACUUUGUUUGGGUGAAAUAUGUUACUAAAGCGAUGGGUUUCGGUUUCUUCUGUGAGGUCUCUCUCCUACUACAGCAACAUAAUCCCUGUCUGUGCUACACUGAAAGAGCUGUAGUCUCCCAUUUAGACUAGCCACAGUGUUUCUAAACAGCUGUGGACAGUCAGAAUUAUUACAAAUGCUCCAAAUAGGUGUACAAAGUAUUAUAUUGCAACUGGGCCUGAAUCCAUCAUAAGAACUUAAUCUACAAUAUGAGCUAUUCCUAUUUAAAUGUUAUUAUUUUGUAGCCAUUCUAAUCAGCCUCAUUCUCUUUAACUGAUAAUUUGUGGUUUCAUCUGAUCCUGUGCUUACGUCGAACGUGGCUUUACUCAGUUGAGGGCUUUUAAUGAGUUAAUUGAGCUUUCCUGCACGUCUUCCAGGGGGUGGAGCAGAGCCUGACAAGUAAAACACUGUUUUCUGCUCCUGCUUUCCAGAUGCAGCAUGACAGACUGCAGUGGUAUCUAAGCCAUUUGAAUUCAGUCAACCGAUAUCUUUAGCCAUAUUUCAUACUGCUUGUCAACAGUAUGGUCAACAAACGGCACCAAAAUACCAAAUUUGUGUGUCAGCGUGACAACAGCUUGAAUGAUGGCUACCAAGAAUGUACAUUUUGUGACUUUUUCCACUGGUGGCACUAAACAGUUCCAGACAUUUUUGUAUUAUAUUCAUACAGUUUUUUUCUCAUUUGAUUUCUCACAGAUUUUUUUCUAAGUCUUGACAUUCGUGAGAGUUUGCAAGUUGCAAGCCGAUGUGCGAUUAUGCUGAGUUAGUCACAUUUCUACACUUGCACGUUGCUGACGUCAUUUGUGCACAUCGACCUACGCCCUGCAGCGACUACACGUGAAUUAAAUAGAUUAUGUAAAAACCUUUAUCUACAGUAUGUGACGCAGUGAGUUUGAGGCAUUUUCCAUUUUAGAGUGCUGUUUUUUUCUAUUCAAAACAGUGUCAACAACUUCUUUUGUAAGCACACAUUUUCACUUUCUAUUUUCUGUACUGUAACAUGCAAUAAAUUAAUACAUUAAAAUCA